Molecule: messenger RNA, 636 nt
Organism: Phaeodactylum tricornutum CCAP 1055/1
Lineage: Eukaryota; Bacillariophyta; Bacillariophyceae; Surirellales; Neidiaceae
Exons: 1
Coding region: 1-636 (211 amino acids)
Source: RefSeq, a predicted model, not a curated record
AUGAAGAUCGCUUGGAGCGUUUCCUUUCUGUUCGCAUCCGCUUCGGCGUUUGCCCCUCGUCCUUUCGGUGCUGCGAAUGCUCGUUGUUCUUCUGCUUUGGCUGCCGAAAUUCGCGGACCGUCCGACAAAUCAAAGGUCCUCAAAUUCGGUUGGGAUGGUACGACGGCUCUCGGAGGAGCGGUGGUCGAUUCCAAACCCGCCCGUAUGCUGGACGAAAUUCGUGCGGCUGGAGAAACUAUCCCCAACGAGUGCGAGGUCUUCAACGCGAAUCUCGAAAUGGAUGGCGACAGUGUCACGUUCGAAACUGUGAUCGAAUUGAUUGACAAAUACUACGAACCGCAAUUGUUGGAAUUCAGGAACGGAGACAUGCUAAACAAACAGGGUGAGAACGAAGCUUCGGCUAAAAUUCUCUCGUACGCAGCUCUAAGCGAGUUGGAUAAGGACACGACUUUGAAACUCUGGGGGCAGUAUUACCGUGAAGUAGUCAAGGAUCCCGAUGGUGAUUCGCAUCAGAAUAUUCGCAAUUUUAUGAAAUACGGAUGGGAAGGAGUUCCUUUUGAAAAUGGUAUUGCCGUCACCAAAAAGGCUGUCGGCGACGCAGAGUGGGACUGGGAUGCCGAAAGCUGGAUCCCUUAA